AUGUCAUUUGGUCAAGCCGCACAGGCCGGUGGAUACUUAAAUCCAAACAAUGAUUACACUAUUGGAGAGACUAUUAACGACGGAAUUCAAGAUUUAGCCUGGAGUCCUACAAAUAAUGUAUUGGUAUCAGGCAGUUGGGACAAUUAUGUGCGUUGCUGGGAAGUACAGCAACAAGGGACACAAUUUAAUGCCGUUGCUAAGGCACAAAUUGCACACGAUGGACCAGUUCUUUGUACGGCUUUUAGUGGGGAUGGCAGUACCGUGUUUUCUGGCUCGUGUGACAAGACGGCGAAGAUGUGGGUACUAAACGGACCACCUCAAGGUCAGCAGAUUGCUGCCCAUGAUGCACCGAUCCGCAGUAUUGCUGCUAUUCAGGAGGCCAAUUGUGUCGCCACUGGCAGCUGGGAUAAAACGCUCAAGUACUGGGACACGCGGUCGCCAGCGGCGAUGGCGUCCGUGCAGCUUUCGGAGCGCUGCUACGCCAUGGACGCCAAGCAUCCGCUGCUUGUGGUGGCCACGGCCGACCGUCAAGUUCACAUCUUUGACAUUCGCAAACCUUCACAGAUCUACAAGUCCAUGCAGUCCAAUCUCAAGUUCCAAACGCGGACGAUUUCGUGCUUCCCGGACGCCUCAGGUUUCGCGAUCGGGUCGAUCGAGGGACGUUGUGCUAUACAACACGUUGAGGACAAGGACAAGAGGAACGACUUUGCAUUCAAGUGCCACCGCGACGGAUCGGAUAUUUAUCCCGUUAGCAAUAUUGCCUUUCACCCGUUCGGCACUUUUGCCACCACGGGCGGCGAUGGCACGUUCUGCUUCUGGGACAAGGAUGCCCGUCAAAAGCUCAAAACUUUCAGCAAAUGCAAUCAGUCAAUCACGACCGGCAAGUUUAAUGCGCGCGGAGACAUUUUUGCGUAUGCAUUAUCGUAUGAUUGGUGCAUGGGCGCCGAAAAAUACAACCAGAGUCAGCCUAGCGUCAUUCGACUGCACAGUGUGGCCGAGGCGGAAAUCAAGCAGAAGAAAAAACCAGGUACUGGGUCACGGAAUUCGUUUUAG
Peronospora farinosa is the source of this 1053-nucleotide messenger RNA. The record is from the annotation of a GenBank genome assembly. NCBI's taxonomy places the organism in Eukaryota, Oomycota, Peronosporomycetes, Peronosporales, Peronosporaceae.